AUGAGUACCAGAGAAACCCGUCCCGUUCGCAUCGCAGGCGCCUCUGGCUCUAGCGCUGACCGUCGUCAUGCAAUGGCCGAAUUCGCUCGCAAUCACCCCCAAGACCCCGUGGAUGUGAUCAUAGCCGACUUCAUGAGCGAAGCAAACAUGGUCACAGCCGCGGGACGUCGAGUAGACCAGCAAAGCAACCAAGGCACAGGAGCACCAGUUGCACCGGGGUAUGAAUUAACAUUUUUGCUAGCCCUCGAGCCGGCUCUCAAUGAUAUAGCCAAACAUGGCAUCAAAGUAGCGGUCAAUGCAGGAAAUACCGACACACGAGGCCUCUACGAUGUGGUAACGCGCAUGGUGCAGUCGAAAGGAUUGGACUUGAAAGUGGCUUGGGUUUCCGGUGAUGAAGUACUCUCGACGGUUAAAGCGUCGAUGGAGUCGGGCAAAUCGACGUUUAAAAAUGUCUACACGGGCGAAACGCUGUCUCAGUGGUCUUUUGAGCCGAUCUAUGCGCAGUGUUAUCUAGGAGGACUCGGUAUCGCCGCGGCUUUUGCGCAAGGUGCUGACAUUGUCCUGUGUGGACGAGUAUCGGAUGCAUCGCCGGUGAUUGGGGCUGCUUAUUGGUACCAUGGCUGGAACCGGCAUGAUUUGGACAAAUUGGCAAAUGCUUUCGUGGCUGGCCAUCUAAUCGAAUGUAGCAAUUAUGUCUGUGGUGGCAAUUUCACUGGUUUCAAGAUGCUGGAGAAUUCCGGUGGUGAUGGCUGGUCUAACAUCGGAUAUCCCAUCGCGGAGAUCUCAGCCGACGGCCAGGUGGUCAUCACGAAACAGACAUAUGCUACCGGAGGCGCUGUCACUGUAGACACUUGCUCCUCCCAGCUGCUCUACGAGAUCCAAGGCCCCUACUACUACAACUCAGACGUUACCGCCGUGUUGUCCGACAUCCACUUCGAGCAACUGGGCGUCAACCGCGUCGCCCUGCGCGGAGUCCGCUCCGCUCCACCCCCGCCCACCACCAAAGUCGGAAUCACCGCCCGCGGCGGAUUCCAAGCGGAAGCGCUGUGGUAUCUCGUCGGCCUCGACAUUGACGCCAAAGCACGCAUGCUGGAGUCUCAAAUCCGCCGCUCGCUCGCCCCGUACUCGUCCAACUUUACCGCCCUCACCUUUUCCACUCUAGGCUCGUCCCCGGAUAACCCUAGAGACCAGAACAGCGCCACCGUCACCCUGCGCAUCCUCGCCCAAGCACCCAAAGCAGAACACCUGGCCCCGAAUAACUUCCUCCGCCACAUCUCAGAUAACAUCAUGCAGGGCUACCCAGGAGCAACCUUCAACCUCGACCUGCGCACCGGCUUCCCCAAACCCGUCUACGAAUACUACGUCUCCCUCCUCCCCCAAACAGACAUCAAACACGUCGCCCAUCUCCCCUGGAAGAACCAAACCAUCGACGUCCCCGCUCCCCCAAUCACCCAGAAUUUCCCUCCCCGCCAACCAUCCCAGCCCAUCACAGCAUCCCCAUCCAACCCCACCACCGACUUUGGCCCAACCACCCGCGGUCCCCUGGGUUGGAUCGUCCACGCCCGAUCCGGCGAUAAAGGCCCCGACGCAAACUGCGGCUUCUGGGUCCGCCACGCAGACGAGUACGUCUGGCUGCGCUCGCUGCUCUCCAUCCCGGGCUCGCGAGACCUCCUCGGCGACGAAUAUAACGCUAACCCGUCGUUGGAGGUUGAGCGGUUUGAGUUGCCCAAUCUGCGGGCUGUGCAUUUCUUGUUCCGGAAUUUGUUGGAUAGAGGCGUGGGUGUUACGACUACGGUGGACUUUUUGGGAAAGAAUGUUGCGGAGUUUUUGAGGGCGAGGUGGGUGGAUUUGCCGGUUAGGUUUUUGAAUCGGGGGAAGUUGUAG
This is a messenger RNA of Aspergillus wentii DTO 134E9, 1884 nucleotides long. Its product is annotated as acyclic terpene utilization AtuA family protein. The record is from RefSeq and is a predicted model, not a curated record. The coding region runs from base 1 to 1884 and encodes 627 amino acids. The transcript is spliced from 2 exons. Lineage: Eukaryota; Fungi; Ascomycota; Eurotiomycetes; Eurotiales; Aspergillaceae.